AUGAAUACUGAUAGACCAUCUUUAUCAUUCGAAAGAAAGAAUGUUCUAUUUAGAAUACUUCAACUGGAUAAUCCUCUAUAUUUCAGAAUGGAAAUGAUUCUCUUUUUAGUUUGCUUUUUAGCUUGCCUUAUUCAAAUGAUGAGUGGAAUUCUGAGCCAUGAAUUCAAAGAUUCACAGGAUGACACUGCUCAAUAUUUUCUAGUUUUGCAGUGUAUUUUCGAAACUAUCUACUCUGCAAUUUAUGUGUUUAUAUUCGGUGGAUUUGCUUUGGUAAUAUUGCUCAGAUUUAAAACCAAAAAGAGGUCAAUUGCAACAAGUGAUGAAUUAUUUGAACAAACUGAAUUAAUUGAAACUCUGCAAGAUCAAUCAGGAUUUGAGUUGUUUGAAGAAUAUUCAAAGAAGGAAUUUUCAUUGGAAAAUCUUUACUUGUUUUUGGAAUUAAUCCAAAACAAGUCAAUUGUCAUGGGUGAUAAUUUAUCUUUGCUUCCAAUGUUUAUGGACAGGAUAAAUGAGAACUUUAUAUGCUCUGGAUCGAUCUAUGAGGUGAAUGUCCCAUCCCUUACCAAAAAUCUAUUUACAGAAUUACAUUUUUAUGUAUCCUCCAAAAGAAGUGCCUUACUUUCGUGUAAUCAAGCAUUAUUUUCACCAGUCAACGAGCCAACCUCGCCAGAAAAUCAAUUCAAUGCACUUCUAUUUGGAAACGAGCUUCACAAACAAUUGGAUGGUCUAAAUGAAGAGGAAGAACGAAUCCUCAAAGCAAGAAUCAUCACUUGUUUUGAUUCGCUCUCUCAACAAAUCAUGAUUAACAUGAAUGAUACUUUCUAUCGAUUCAUUUCCACUAGUUCUUUUAAGAAUUAUAGAAAAAAUAAGGAAAUGUUCACGUCAAUGGCCAAACAAACAAAUAUAAUGGCCUGGCAAGAUGAUGCAUAUAUUGUUUAG
Naegleria gruberi is the source of this 939-nucleotide messenger RNA. RefSeq lists its product as uncharacterized. Lineage: Eukaryota; Heterolobosea; Eutetramitea; Acrasida; Naegleriidae. Bases 1 to 939 code for a protein of 312 amino acids. The transcript has a single exon. The record is from RefSeq and is a predicted model, not a curated record.